CUGAGUGGCUGUUCGGACAUGUCUGGUGGCUCUGCGGACUAUAACAGAGAACAUGGCGGCCCAGAGGGAAUGGACCCCGAUGGUGUCAUCGAGAGCAACUGGAAUGAGAUUGUUGAUAACUUUGAUGAUAUGAAUUUAAAGGAGUCUCUUCUUCGGGGCAUCUAUGCUUACGGGUUUGAGAAGCCUUCAGCUAUUCAGCAAAGAGCUAUUAUUCCUUGCAUUAAGAUCCAAAAGGUCAUUCUGGCACUUGGAGACUAUAUGGGAGCAACCUGUCAUGCCUGCAUUGGUGGAACAAAUGUUAGGAAUGAAAUGCAAAAAUUGCAGGCAGAAGCACCACAUAUCGUUGUUGGUACACCAGGAAGAGUAUUUGAUAUGUUAAACAGAAGAUGCCUUUCUCCAAAAUGGAUCAAAAUGUUCGUUUUGGAUGAAGCAGAUGAAAUGUUGAGCCGAGGGUUUAAGGAUCAAAUCUAUGAGAUUUUUCACAAACUAAAUACCAGUAUUCAGGUUGUGUUGCUUUCUGCCACGAUGCCAACUGAUGUGUUAGAAGUGACCAAAAAAUUCAUGAGAGAUCCAAUUCGAAUUCUGGUUAAGAAGGAAGAAUUGACCCUUGAAGGAAUCAAACAGUUCUAUAUUAACGUUGAAAGAGAGGAAUGGAAGUUGGAUACACUUUGUGACUUGUAUGAAACACUGACCAUUACGCAGGCUGUUAUUUUUCUCAAUACAAGGCGCAAAGUGGACUGGCUCACUGAGAAAAUGCAUGCCAGGGACUUCACAGUUUCUGCUCUGCAUGGUGACAUGGACCAGAAGGAAAGAGAUGUCAUCAUGAGAGAAUUCCAAUCAGGAUCAAGCCGUGUUCUGAUCACUACUGACUUGUUGGCUCGUGGGAUUGAUGUACAACAAGUGUCUUUGGUUAUAAACUACGAUCUACCUACCAAUCGUGAAAACUAUAUUCACAGGACGAGUCGAAUUGGCAGAGGGGGUCGAUUUGGGAGGAAAGGUGUGGCUAUAAACUUUGUUACUGAAGAAGACAAGAGGAUUCUUCGUGACAUUGAGACUUUCUACAAUACUACAGUGGAGGAAAUGCCCAUGAAUGUGGCUGACCUUAUUUAAUUCCUGGGAUGAGAUAGUUUGAAUGCAGUGCUCGCUGUUGCUGAAUAGGCGAUCACAACGUGCAUUGUGCUUCUUUCUUUGGGAAUAUUUGAAUCUUGUCUCAAUGCUCAUAACGGAUCAGAAAUACAGAUUUUGAUAGCAAAGCGACAUUAGUCGUGAGCUCUUGUGAGGAAAGCCAUUGGCUUAUUCCUCUUUAGAGUUAGAUUGUUGGGGUGGGUAUAAAAGAUGGGGUCUGUAAAAUCUUUCUUUCUUAGACAUUUAUUUCCUAGUUCUGUAGAAAUGGUUGUAUUAGAUGUUCUCUAUCAUUUAAUAAUAUACUUGUGGACUAAAAGGUGUAAGUGCUGUAUAAAAUCAGCCAAUUAUGUUAAACGAGCAUAUCUGCCUUUAUUGUGUUUGUCAUUAGCCUGAAUAGAAAGGCCUUUAAAAUUGAUUUUUUUUUAAAGAAAGCAUUUGAAUGCGUUUUGUUUGGUAUUGUAUUUAUUC
Molecule: messenger RNA, 1593 nt
Organism: Lepus europaeus (European hare)
Lineage: Eukaryota; Metazoa; Chordata; Mammalia; Lagomorpha; Leporidae
Product: eukaryotic initiation factor 4A-II-like
Molecular function (GO): RNA helicase activity; ATP binding; RNA binding
Source: RefSeq, a predicted model, not a curated record